AUGAUUGGUGAACUUUUGGCAUCUGCAUUUGAACUACCAACAUUAGAUUUUGAUGAAUUUGAUGCUACCGCUUUUAAUGGAUUUCUUUGUAAAAGAUUUAUUUGUUCUGCUUUAUCUUCGAGUUCAUCAGUUUGCUUAGAAACCAAUGCUGAUCCAGUACGAGAACUCUGUGAAACUUCUGAUAUACCAACUGAGGUAUCAUGA
Messenger RNA from Dictyostelium purpureum, 204 nucleotides. RefSeq lists its product as uncharacterized. Lineage: Eukaryota; Evosea; Eumycetozoa; Dictyosteliales; Dictyosteliaceae. The record is from RefSeq and is a predicted model, not a curated record. The coding region runs from base 1 to 204 and encodes 67 amino acids. The transcript has a single exon.